This is a messenger RNA of Cicer arietinum (chickpea), 1016 nucleotides long. RefSeq lists its product as uncharacterized. Lineage: Eukaryota; Viridiplantae; Streptophyta; Magnoliopsida; Fabales; Fabaceae. The record is from RefSeq and is a predicted model, not a curated record.
AAAUGAACUACUAUGUCCCAUGCCAACAUUUUACACAUUUUUUCUCAACCACAACACAACAAGUAUUAUUAUUUUUUAUGUUUCACUAUUAUUGAUCUCUCUAUAAUAAUUGUUGUAUUUCUCCAACUAAACUAGCUACAUUGAAGAACAUGGGCAAGAGAGGAACAAGGUUACCAGGUUUUUGCUUAAACAGAAUAAGGCCUCAUGCUAGAGUGCGUUCACCAACUAUACAAGCCAAACAUGAAAAAAGUGAAACUAAAAUUGAUAAAAAAACUGAUGAAAACUCAAAUUCAUGCAGUGUUUGUGAGGUGAAAUUAGAUGAUGAAGUGAAACAAGGGUCAGUAAUUGGUAGGAAGAUUAUGAUUGUGAUUGAUUCUAGCUUGGAAGCUAAGAGUGCUUUGCAAUGGGCACUCACUCACACUGUUCAGAAUCAGGACACUAUAGUUCUUCUUCAUGUUAUGAAGUCUUCUAAACAAGACAUUGAUGAAGCUUCUUGUAAAGAGACAGAUCCAAGGGGUUAUGAACUUGCUUCAUCUUUGAAGAAUAUGUGUAAUGUCAAGAUGCCUCAGGUACAAAUUGAGAUUGCAGUAACAGAAGGGAAAGAAAAAGGACCAAAAAUAGUGGAGGAAGCAAAAAAGCAUGGUGUGGGACUAUUGGUUUUGGGGCAGAAAAAGAGAUCCACAACGUGGCGUCUUCUAAUGAUGUGGGCAGGGAACUAUAGAGUAAGUGGUGGUGUGGUUGAGUAUUGCAUCCAAAAUGCACAUUGUAUGGCAAUUGCUGUGAGAAGAAAGAGCAAGAAAAUUGGAGGGUACAUGAUUACUACUAAGAAGCACAAAGAUUUCUGGCUCCUAGCUUAAUCUAUAUAAUCAUAAAUUCUUUGGAUGUUGUCAGCUUCAAGAUUGAUCUGCAAGUAAUUAUAUAUAAAUGUUGUUGUGUUUAUAAAAUAAUUACAAAGUUUGUACAUGAUAAAGUUUUCUAAGAAUUGAAAAAGGAAUGAAAUUUUUGAAUGAAAAAAA